GUGCGUGUUGUGUGUGAGAGAGGAAGUGGAGGAAGAGAAAGGGAGAAUACGUUACUGUGGGGUCUUAAAUUGAGGUUGCAGUGGCGAUGGCGGCGUUUGCAGGGCUGUGAAUUUAAUGCGCACACACACACACAGACAAACUAUUCAAUUCAUUUCCUCUCAUCGAUAUCAUCCCCCUUUCAAUUCUCAUUCCUCAACUUCAACAAUGACUAUAGUGCAAGUAGUAUAAUAUACAUAUAUAGAGAGAGAGAUAGAGAAAAAGAUUGAUUGUGUGUGUGUUUCCUUGUUUUAGAUCAAGAACCAUUGCUUUCAUCCUUCGUUUACCUAAACUCUUCAAUUUUGAUAGUGAAAUGAUUUGCUGCUAGGUCACACACAAAAUUAGGGCGGAGAUCUAGCUACAACAAGGGCAAGGGUUUUCGAAUGAUCAUGUGAGCUGGAAAUCAACCAAAACGGUGACGUUUGGUUUGGAAUUAGGGUUUGGAUGCGAUGAGCGGAAGAGACAUGAUCAACUGUCAAGACUGUGGGAAUCAAGCCAAGAAAGACUGCGAGCACAUGAGGUGUCGCACCUGCUGCAAGAGCCGCGGCUUCCCUUGCCAGACCCACGUCAAGAGCACCUGGGUCCCCGCCGCCCGCCGCCGCGAGAGGCUCCUCUCUCGCGGCGACAGCCUCAAGCGCCUCCGGGAGAAUACCUCCGCCGCCGGAGGGUUUGAGGUGGCGGGGCAGUUUCCGCCGGAAGUGAACUCUCCGGCGGUUUUCCGGUGCGUGAGGGUUAGCGCGGUGGACGACGUGGAGGAGACUUUGGCCUAUCAGACGGCGGUGAACAUCGGCGGCCAUGUUUUUAAAGGAAUUCUCUAUGAUCAAGGCCCUGAAGGCCGUUACCAUAGCGGUGGAGGAGAGAGCUCCUCGGGCGGUGGAGGGCCGCAGCAGCAUCAUCUGAGCGCUGCAGCGGCCCCACCCCCGACGAGCAACUUGAAUGCCUCGAUGCUAGACCCAUCGAUGUAUUCGAGUGGCUACAUGUCGGGUACGCAAUAUUUCUUGCCACCAAGGCCUUGAGAAUUGAGUUAAUCUAAUUGAUAUUUCUCAUUGAUAAACAUUUGUUAUUGUUGUAACGGUUAUAAUUCAAUGUCUUCCUAUUUUGACACAAUUUAGGGAAUGAGUUAGGUUAAGAAGAAGAAGAAGAAGGUGUGUUGGUUUGUUAUUAAUUAACUAUGUCCGAAUUUCUAUUACGAUUCUCUCCAUUUGUUAUUCUCCUAUUUAUUUAUAAGGGUUUUGGUCU
Salvia hispanica is the source of this 1276-nucleotide messenger RNA. RefSeq names its product protein SHI RELATED SEQUENCE 5-like. Gene Ontology annotation, biological process: positive regulation of DNA-templated transcription. The record is from RefSeq and is a predicted model, not a curated record. NCBI's taxonomy places the organism in Eukaryota, Viridiplantae, Streptophyta, Magnoliopsida, Lamiales, Lamiaceae. Gene Ontology annotation, molecular function: DNA-binding transcription factor activity; DNA binding. Gene Ontology annotation, cellular component: nucleus.